This is a messenger RNA of Aedes albopictus (Asian tiger mosquito), 1959 nucleotides long. Its product is annotated as lysine-specific demethylase 6B-like. The coding region runs from base 646 to 1959 and encodes 437 amino acids. The transcript has 2 exons. Lineage: Eukaryota; Metazoa; Arthropoda; Insecta; Diptera; Culicidae. The record is from RefSeq and is a predicted model, not a curated record.
GUACACUCUAUGCGUAACGCCGCACCUACUCAUUGCCCUUAUUGAUAGCAUACCUGCUAUCAACGACUUUGAGGUAGCGGAGUGAAGUAGCCGUCGGUCAGCGUUGACGGAUUGAAAACUGUCACGCAGGAUUGGUGGGUGGGAGAAAACGUCAGACAGAAGAAAAGGAGAAUUGGAAAGGCCACAUGCUGGAAAAAUUUCUUUAUAGUUAAGAUUCGCAUUAGUUUUGCUUAAGUUAUAUCAAAUUGUCUUAAUGUUACAGUUGUUCGUAUAUCUAAGUGAGUUAGCGUUGACGAUAACGGGCACACAUGCAAGCAAUAUUCGUUCCGCAGUUUGUAUAUUUCAGUCGAUAACGGUAAUUAUGCUAGAUUAAAACCUAAACUAAAUGCUAAUAAUUGUCCUUAUAAAUAGAAGUUUGUGAAUUGUAAUUGGCGUCGUCUGGAAACGAUCCCCGUCAUACGUGCAGGAAACUUACAAACGUAAGUAAACACAAUCAUAACCUACAAUGUUAAACUAAUAUAAAAUUAUUCCACCCAGGAAAAUUUUAAUCGCUCUGCUCCAAUAAAACGAUUAAAAUUACGGAAACUUGUUUCUAUCGUUGCAUUUGCAACAUUUUAAAAUUUUCGUUUUUCGGAUCGAUCGGAGAUGCCUAGAAGAAGCCGACGACGGAAUCGGGCGCCGGAAGAAAGCAUUCAGCAGACGUGCCUGCUUUGCAACCUUCCGGACAGCAGCGAGAUGGUGAGUUGCGAUAAAUGUGCUCAGUGGUUCCACUUCGAGUGUGUCGGAGUCAACGCGAAUGUGGCCAACAGGUCAUGGAGCUGCCCGGGUUGCUCUCCAGCUACAGAUCCGGCUCCACGUCUGCCACAGUCAUCGACCCCGUCUGCAUCGAAUUCAGGUGAGCCCCAUAUUCACGCAACUCUAUCGCCACCGCCUGCCAUGCCCAUAACAGUUCCGUCAGUGCCUCACUCGCGAACGCCAACCCCUCGCCCUCGUUCGACGCUAAUGCAAAAUCCGCCGCCGCCUACACCUCUUCCGCGUACCCCAAUUCCACGAACAACGUCAGUGUCAGUUGCAGAGGUUCCAGAAGUGCGAAUCGUUGAUCAGGAGUUAUCGGAUGAAGUGAAUAUCGUGGAACGACUGCCAGCUGAUCUUCGCCUCCAGUUUCUGGAACAGCAGGAAGCCAUCGAGCAGCGAUAUUUGUUGCGUAGGUUCCAGCUACUGCUAGACAUGCCGACGAACGAGAAUAGUGCGAAUUCGCAAGGUCCCCGCGGAAAUGUUCCGGCAAGCCAAGUUCGUGAUCUUCCUCCAAUGUGCCAUUCUUCGCCAGUUGGUGUCAAUCAGUUGCCUCCACCGCCCACACCGAUGAAUAGGAACGUUUCGCCAUUUGUACCAAUAUCACAUCCAGACAGAUUUGAUGACCCCUCGGUUAUUCCGGCAUUGCUCAACGUUCGACUGGAUGCUUCGACGAUCCCUUUGCGGCAGGUCAAUCAACAACCGAAUUUCCCCGCUUCUCGUCCACCUCAGUCCGUUUUACGUCCCGUUGCUUCGUCGUUCGUUCCGCCUCCGAAUCGAUCACGCUUCAACGAGUUUUCUCAGGCUAAUGGUCAUCAACGCAACCGAACUUCUGCGUUUGCUCCCUUUGAGAACGAUUCACAUCCCGCGACAUAUAACCCGUCAGCUUUUCACGAUGAUCCAACUACAGCAGGAGGGACGGCGCUGUUGAACAGGCGUCAACUUGCGGCCCGUCAUGCAGUUCCGAAGGAGUUACCAAUGUUCACUGGCGAACCAGAGGAGUGGCCCCUAUUCUAUGCGUCUUUGAGAACACGACACACCUGUGCGGGUUCACUGGGGAGGAAAACAUGGUGCGUUUGCGUAAGUGCCUACAAGGGAAAGCACUGGAAGCGGUUAAAUGUCAACUGUUGCAUCCAAGCAACCUGGAUGAAGUCAUUGCUACCCUGA